GUCAGGUUCUAGAUAUGUGCUGAUUAGAAGGCUCAGUUGUGCGGUGUGGAGGAUAAGACAGUGCCUUACAAAGAUGGGGUUUGGGAGUGACCUGAAGAAUUCACACGAAGCUGUGUUAAAAUUGCAAGACUGGGAAUUACGGUUACUGGAAACAGUGAAGAAAUUCAUGGCCCUGAGAAUAAAAAGUGAUAAAGAAUAUGCGUCUACUUUACAGAACCUUUGUAAUCAAGUUGAUAAGGAAAGUACUAUCCAAAUGAAUUAUGUCAGCAAUGUAUCCAAGUCUUGGCUACUUAUGAUUCAGCAGACCGAACAGCUCAGCAGGAUCAUGAAGACGCAUGCAGAGGACCUGAAUUCCGGGCCCCUGCACAGGCUCACCAUGAUGAUCAAAGGCAAGCAGCAGGUGAAGAAGAGCUACAUGGGCGUCCACCAGCAGAUGGAGGCAGAGACGAUCAAGGUUACAAAGACAGAAUUAGAGAAAUUAAAAACCAGCUAUAGACAAUUAAUAAAAGAAAUGAAUUCCGCAAAAGAGAAAUAUAAAGAAGCUGUAGCUAAAGGGAAAGAAACUGAAAAGGCUAAGGAACGUUAUGAUAAAGCCACGAUGAAACUCCAUGUGUUGCAUAAUCAGUAUGUUCUGGCGUUGAAAGGGGCACAGCUUCAUCAGAGUCAGUAUUAUGACACUACGCUUCCUCUGCUUCUCGAUUCCUUACAGAAGAUGCAAGAAGAAAUGAUUAAAGCACUAAAAGGUAUAUUUGAUGAAUACAGCCAGAUAACUAGUCUUGUUACAGAGGAAAUAGUGAACGUUCAUAAAGAGAUUCAAAUGUCGGUUGAGCAGAUAGACCCCAGCACAGAAUACAACAGUUUCAUAGAUGUUCAUAGAACAACGGCUGCUAAGGAGCAAGAAAUUGAGUUUGAUACUUCCUUACUAGAAGAAAAUGAAAAUCUACAGGCAAAUGAGAUUAUGUGGAAUAAUUUAACAGCAGAAAGUUUGCAAGUAAUGUUGCGAACUUUAGCAGAGGAGCUAAUGCAGACACAGCAGAUGCUUCUAAACAAGGAGGAAGCUGUCCUGGAGCUGGAGAAGAGGAUUGAGGAGUCUUCUAAGACCUAUGAAAAGAAGUCAGAUAUUGUACUUCUGCUAAGCCAAAAACAGACACUUGAAGAGCUGAAACAGUCAGUCCAGCAGCUGAGAUGCACCGAGGCAAAGUUCACAGCCCAGAAAGAAUUGCUGGAGCAAAAAGUGCAAGAAAAUGACGGGAAAGAGCCACCUCCAGUAGUCAAUUAUGAAGAGGACGCACGAUCAGUUACAUCUAUGGAAAGGAAGGAGAGGCUGUCCAGAUUUGAGUCUAUUCGUCACUCAAUUGCUGGAAUCAUUAGGUCUCCAAAAUCUGCACUGGGCUCUUCAGCAUUCUGUGAUACGAUCCCCGUACUUGAGAAACCUCUGGCAGAACAGGACUGGUACCAUGGUGCAAUUCCCAGAAUAGAAGCGCAAGACCUCUUAAAACAGCAAGGAGACUUCUUGGUGCGAGAGAGUCAUGGGAAACCUGGUGAAUAUGUCCUUUCUGUAUUUUCUGAUGGACAAAGGAGACACUUUAUCAUACAAUAUGUUGAUAAUAUGUAUCGUUUUGAAGGCACUGGGUUUUCAAAUAUUCCUCAACUUAUAGACCAUCACUAUACAACAAAACAGGUCAUCACUAAGAAGUCAGGUGUAAUUCUGCUGAAUCCUAUUCCUAAGGAUAAGAAGUGGAUUCUCAAUCACGAAGAUGUCACAUUAGGAGAAUUACUAGGCAAGGGAAAUUUUGGUGAAGUAUUUAAGGGCAUAUUAAAGGAUAAAACUGCUGUUGCUGUUAAAACGUGUAAAGAAGAUCUUCCUCAGGAACUGAAAAUAAAAUUCUUACAAGAAGCCAAAAUUCUCAAGCAGUAUGAUCACCCCAAUAUUGUCAAACUUAUAGGAGUCUGCACACAGAGACAGCCUAUCUACAUCAUUAUGGAACUGGUUCCAGGAGGUGAUUUCCUCACGUUUCUGAGAAAGAGGAAGGAUGAUAUAAAACUCAAACAAUUAGUGAAAUUUUCAUUAGAUGUUGCUUCUGGUAUGUCCUAUCUCGAGAGUAAAAACUGUAUACACAGGGAUCUUGCUGCAAGAAACUGCCUGGUAGGUGAGAAUAACGUGCUGAAAAUCAGUGACUUUGGAAUGUCUCGUCAAGAGGACGGUGGUGUGUAUUCAUCUUCUGGCCUGAAGCAGAUACCCAUUAAGUGGACGGCACCAGAAGCGCUUAAUUAUGGGAGAUACAGUUCUGAGAGUGACGUGUGGAGCUUCGGUAUCCUGCUCUGGGAGACCUUCAGCCUGGGGGUCUGCCCCUACCCCGGAAUGACAAACCAGCAGGCCCGGGAACAGGUGGAAAGAGGAUACCGGAUGUCAGCCCCUCAGCACUGCCCAGAGGACAUAUUUAAAAUCAUGAUGAAGUGUUGGGAUUAUAAACCCGAAAACCGCCCCAAGUUCAGUGAACUUCAGAAAGAGCUCGCGGUCAUCAAGAAGAAGAUCACGUAGUGACGGAGCAGCGUGGAUGCGGCCUCUUCUCCCGCAGAGUAAUACUAUUCUCCUUGUUAAUGAGUGUAUACCGUGUUGUGCGCAACUGUCUU
Molecule: messenger RNA, 2634 nt
Organism: Budorcas taxicolor (takin)
Lineage: Eukaryota; Metazoa; Chordata; Mammalia; Artiodactyla; Bovidae
Gene: FER
Product: FER tyrosine kinase
Exons: 20
Coding region: 74-2542 (822 amino acids)
Biological process (GO): peptidyl-tyrosine phosphorylation; cell adhesion; Fc-epsilon receptor signaling pathway
Molecular function (GO): non-membrane spanning protein tyrosine kinase activity; ATP binding
Source: RefSeq, a predicted model, not a curated record